AUGGGGCUUUUAGCACGAUUAGGGAGCUUAGUGCUAGGAGAUCCUGAGGAAGAAACAGAGCAAGAGCAUCAGCUGCGGCGCCGGAAUCGUGCCAAGCGCCAGCUACAGGCCAAGAGUCAACGCAGCAUCAUUCUUGAAGAUCUCGAGAAUGCUGUGCAUGGAUUGCAGCUUUAUAUAAACACAAAGACGAGUAAUAGCAACAAUAUAGCUGGCACUUGUCGCAGUAGCUCUAUGAACGACAAACAAGACACAUCGGCAUUACUUAGUGGCACCAACGAUAGCCCAAAAGCUGCAAUGAUGAAGAGCAUGGACGAUGUGCGAGAGUUGCUGCUGAAUGACGAGCUGGCGGUGGUCAACUUGCUAUGUACUCAAAUAGAUCGCUGCAUUUCCCACGGACUGCGUUUGCUGGAAGCAGACGAUGGAAAUCCUGAUGCCACAGUGAAAUCGUUUGGUGUUGUUAAGUGGACUUGUACUCGAAUGGAAGUGAUUCGUCAAAAGCAAAUGAUUGAAGCGAUGCAUCGCGCGUCCGCUAGUGCUUCAAGUGGGAAAAUAGUGUCCGCAAAGAAUCAAGUAUGCGAGGUUGUAACUUCCAGUGUCGAUGUGGAGCUCCCACGUCACGUACGCGGUCUUUUUGGUGCCACUCGUUCAGCUAUUGGCCUUACUAAUGUCAACACAGAUGAAGGUAAAACACGAGCGUUCAUUCGUCAAGCACUUAACACGCACGUGUUACGCUCAAGUCUUAGUAUGGUGCUUUCGGAAACGAAUCUUGACCUCUUAUCAUCGUACUAUACUGAGGAUGCUCUCUUUCGUCAACGUGACGAAAUCAAGGUGUUUCUGAAUCUCCUUGCAGGAUUGGACGACCUCCCUUUCGCCUUUUUAAUUGACGACCCGCGGCUAGAUCUUGCGCCCGAAACGCUGCCAUUCUCACGUCCUUUACCUCGUUUAAGGACUCACAAGAUAAAAAAGGAAGCACCGAAACUUAUUGACCCGGAGGAUAUGGUAAAUGGUCGUGUCCGUCUAUGUCAGGCUGACGACGAGACAGAAUUGUUGGCUCAAAAGCUCGUUUCGCACCACGAAUUACGUCUAGCGUUUAAUACGCGCAAAGGUGGCAAUCCAUUGUCGGAUACACUGAGAAAAGCAGCUCAGUCUCAGAAGAUGGAGGAUGCCGCAAUCGCUGUACUUCGGUUCCUGGAGCUAGGAUAUCCUGAGUACAAUGUGUUUGGAACCGACUUGCUUGAUGUAUUGUGCAAUCCGUUUUUAAGCAGUAUGGCUCGCUUUGAGACUGCACUUGGCCUUCCGGAUGUCGUCGAAGCGUGUUUUUGUUAUCUCUAUGAGCAUGUGGAUUCUCCUGGCCUCUUUCAAGCACACUUGCAAGCCGACCAUGUUAUGGAACUACGCGACACGAUUGAGGAACUUGGCGGUUUUCAUCGUAAAAUGGCUGUCGACCCUCAUGAAGUGGUGGCAAUUCUGCUCCAGUAUUUAUGGGAAUUGCCCGAUUCUCUUUUCACAGAAGAGAGAUCGGACCGAUUUUUAGACUUGGCUGGUCGUCCCGGUAAUGUAAUAUCAGAAGACGAAUGCAAGGCUCUUUUGGCGGUGUUAGUAAACGAUUUGCCAUGGUUUUGCAAGCCAUUGCUUGAGCGGCUGUGUCACUGGGUAUCAGUAGCUCUACAACCUCGUCAUACUGAGAAGAAUGGGCUUACAUUGUAUGCGGUUGCUAACUGUUUCGCUCCAAUUCUACUAAGAGAAAGACACAGUGAACGUUAUCAUGACUUCGAAGAUGCAAGCAUUCGCAAAUAUCCUGUCGGAUAUCAGCAUUGGUCGUCUGUUCGCUCGCGUUUGAUGCCGGCUGAAGAAAAUUCAUUAUCAAUAUUUCCAGAUGAUGACUUGGGUCUCACAUCGUUUGCUCAUGACGUCCGUCACAAAAUGCGCGAUGCAGGCGAAGCUGUUCAAGUGGUUGCGAUGCUGUUCAAGCAACAAGAAUUUGUGCUUCGUGACUUCCGGUCUGACAUGUGCUCGCGUCGUCUAAAGUUGCACGACAAGGUGCGUCGUCUGGAAACGCUUCGGUUUGGUUUGGAGGAGUCACUGGAUAUGACAAAUGAAUGUCACGUCACUUUGCUGAAACGACUUUGGGACGCAUUGUUAGUGCCAGAAGAUGAUGUGGCAGAAGAAUGCGCCUCGAUGCUAGCGACUUCGACAUAUACCGAAAGUCAUGUCGCUGGUGUGAACGUCUCUGCGAUGCUAGCUUCACGACGAUGGAAGUGUAGUGGGUUUCACACGGAAAAUCCGCUUGGAGGAUUUCGUGGUGGAGGCGUGUUAGCCCUCGAAUGUCUUGUAUUUUUCGUGGAAGAAUAUCCAGAGAAGGCGCGGGCAAUGAUGAAGCGCAAUGCAGUGGCAGGCGGCAACCGCUACCCGUUUCCAGUUGCAAGUAUAAAUGUAGUGCGAAUGAUGAUGCGCUUGCUGAUGAUUGACGAGGCUCCUGAUGUGUGCACAAAACUUGUUUUACACUCAGUCGAGACGAACGAAAACACUUCGCCGGCGAUAUCCAUAAAGUUGCGUGUAGCAGAACGUGUCAGUCGUACGCCAUUCUGGCGAGUGUUCGAUGACCCUGAUGCUUUAUUCAAGCUGCAUGCCAUGGCAUUCAUGCUGCUGGACUUCCAUUGGGUGAGCUCUGGGGCAACUCAAAUGGGAUUCCAGCCCGUGCUUGAUGCUACACGACGUCAGAUGGGUUGGUUGCUGGAACAGGCUCCGAUCUCCGUGGAAGAAAUGUGGACAACCUGGAUGAAAGUGCGAGAACUUGACGCAGCCAAAUUUACUGGACCAACAAGCUAUCACAUAAAUCAAGUUGAUUCUCCGGAGCUAAAAUUCGAGCUUGAGUCUCAGCAAAUGUCUUGCAAAUCAUCUGUAAAUUUGAAGGCCAUAGCAACGCAGCCACAAGACCCAACCUUUACUACGCCUGCCGCUGGAUAA
Molecule: messenger RNA, 2967 nt
Organism: Plasmopara halstedii
Lineage: Eukaryota; Oomycota; Peronosporomycetes; Peronosporales; Peronosporaceae
Exons: 1
Coding region: 1-2967 (988 amino acids)
Biological process (GO): signal transduction
Source: RefSeq, a predicted model, not a curated record